CAAUUCAGGAAACACUUCCUAUUUACUGAUGAUGGGAUUACACGUCUCUAGUUCAACACAGAAGGGAUGUACACUUUAUUAUCCGGUCUCUACAAAUAUAUGUUCCAGAAAGAUGAAUACUGCAUUCUGAUUCUUGGAUUGGAUAAUGCAGGGAAAACGACCUUUCUGGAACAAACCAAGACUAAAUUCAGUAAAAACUACAAGGGUAUGAGUUUGUCCAAGAUCACAACCACGGUGGGUCUGAACAUUGGCACAAUAGAUGUAGGCAAGGCACGCCUUAUGUUCUGGGAUCUUGGAGGCCAGGAAGAGUUGCAGUCACUAUGGGAUAAAUACUAUGCAGAGUCUCAUGGAGUUAUUUAUGUCAUUGACUCUACUGAUGAAGAGAGGCUGUCUGAGUCAAAGAAUGCCUUUGAGAAAAUGAUAAGCAGUGAAGCAUUAGAGGGUGUUCCUCUUCUUGUGCUUGCCAACAAACAAGAUGUGGAAAACUGUUUAUCAGUGCCAGAUAUUAAAACGGCCUUCAGUGACUGCGCUCCAAAGAUUGGGAAACGCGAUUGCCUGGUACAGCCUUGCACAGCCCUCACUGGGCAAGGUGUAAAUGAAGGCAUCGAGUGGAUGGUCAAGUGUGUGGUCAGAAACAUUCACCGCCCUCCCAGGCAGAAGGACAUCACAUAGGGAACAAGUUGCCUCCUGCGGCCAGGUCAAUCCGACCCUCGACCACCGUGUCGGCAUCAUCGCUCCUGUCAGUGACAUGAGAUGAAAUAUCUUUUUUUUCCUACCCGUGUCCGAAUGGCGAAACUGCCUCACUUUUCCUCUGUGAGUGAGCGCACAGGAGGUUCAAGAUGGAUUAUAUUAACCCCUCUUUUCUUCUAACAUGGAUACCACCGUCAAGACAUACCACAAACACUCUUCUGUUUUCUUUUUUUUUUCUUCUUCAAGUUUCAAAAUGUGUGUGCGUGUAGUAUGUAAUAGUAUAUUGUUCUGUUUUGGAAAGCAUGCUCUGGCCAUCAGAUACACACUACUAGGGCAUGGAACUGACCUGACCUUCCUUUGUGUUAAUUACAACCUUAGAGACUCCAUCUGCGUGCAGUUUGCCUUUCUGUGCUAAAUGUAAGGCCUCUGUUCAGCCAAACCGCACACUCUUAGUACUUAACUUUGAAGAAA
Molecule: messenger RNA, 1161 nt
Organism: Megalops cyprinoides (Indo-Pacific tarpon)
Lineage: Eukaryota; Metazoa; Chordata; Actinopteri; Elopiformes; Megalopidae
Gene: arfrp1
Product: ADP-ribosylation factor related protein 1
Exons: 8
Coding region: 67-672 (201 amino acids)
Biological process (GO): Golgi to plasma membrane protein transport; intracellular protein transport; protein localization to organelle
Cellular component (GO): Golgi apparatus
Molecular function (GO): GTP binding; GTPase activity
Source: RefSeq, a predicted model, not a curated record